AUGAACAUCCAGGCUGUACUCGAUGGAGAGAUCAUAGUCGCGGGUGACCAGGGCAUUUCAAAUUUUGGUGACUUGCAAAACUGGCGAAGUGAAGCUGACGGGAAUCUUCAAUUUUAUGUAUUUGACAUGUUGUGGCUGAAUGGGCGAUCGUUGAUGGAAUUGCCGUUAAGUGAACGACAGGCAUUACUCGCGGCCAGCCUGCCUGAGCACCCGUUGAUACAUAUCAGCCAGAUCUUUGAUGCGGGCGGAGAUGAAUUUUUUGAUGCCGCCCGGAAAACAGGAUUGGAAGGAAUUAUGGCAAAAAAGACGGAUUCACAUUAUACGCCGGGGAUAAGGACGAAAGAGUGGGUUAAAAUAAAAGUUGCCAAACGACAUGAGGUGGUUAUCGGUGGGUACACACAAAAUGAAGGGAGUUCGAAAACAUUCAGUUCACUUUUGGUGGGAGUAUUUGAAGGCAAAAAACUGAGAUACACAGGUAAGAUCGGCACCGGGUUUUCCGAUAGUUUACAGAAAGAAAUGAUGCAGCAGUUUAAGAAACUUGUCCAAAAAGAAAGCCCUUUCGAUGCAGAACCCGAUGUAAAUAAACCUUCGCGGUUCAGGCCUGAUCCUCCGAAAGCAAAAGCAACCUGGCUUAAACCAAAACUCGUAUGCGAAGUGUCCUAUACCGAGAUGACUUCAGAUGGUGUGAUGCGUCACCCCUCUUUUGAAGGAAUGCGUAUUGAUAAAAAAGCUGUCGAUGUGAAAGAAGAAAAAGCAGCAUCCCCCGAAGACGUUAUUGAAGAUAGCCCGUUGCACAAGAAGAAGAUGCUGAGAAAGAGUUCGGAUAAAGAAAGAAAAACCCUGUUGAAUCCUGGUGAUGAAACACAGGAACGGAAAGUAAAUGGUCAUUCCCUAAAGUUUACUAACCUGAGCAAGAUAUACUGGCCGAAGGAAAAAUUUACUAAACGCGAUCUCAUCAACUACUAUUACCGCGUUGCAGAAUACAUGCUCCCGUAUUUAAAGGAUCGACCACAGUCACUCAACCGGCAUCCAAAUGGUAUCAAUGGUAAAAGUUUCUAUCAAAAGGAUGUUACAGUGUUGUGA
This is a messenger RNA of Ostertagia ostertagi, 1083 nucleotides long. The record is from the annotation of a GenBank genome assembly. NCBI's taxonomy places the organism in Eukaryota, Metazoa, Nematoda, Chromadorea, Rhabditida, Trichostrongylidae.